GUUUUGAAAAUAAUUUAGGAGUUGCAGUUUUACUGGGCAACAUAAUUUAGGGGCUGGAAAUUUGAUUUCUCAGAGUUCUCGGACAACAGGGAGAUGGCGGGUUUUGAAUCCCCCAGUGGAAGGAGCUGUAGCCACUGCUGCUACUGUUUUGUGUUGGUGCUGCUACUUCUGAUUCCAGGCGCGAAGGGGUCAGGAGAAGGGGUGAUCAAGGUCAAUUACAAGUUCUCCGGUUCGGAACGGACUCUAAUCGCCCUAAGCGCCCAUGACAACAUGCGCCACCUCCGAUUUCUCUCCGGCGUUGACCUGCCAAUCGGUGGCACCGGCCGCCCCGAUUCUGUCGGGCUUUACUAUGCCAAGAUUGGAAUUGGAACACCAGCAUUGGAUUAUUAUGUGCAAGUAGAUACAGGGAGUGAUAUUAUGUGGGUCAAUUGUAUUGGAUGCACAGAGUGCCCCAGAAGAGGUUACCAUGGAAUGGAGCUGAGUUUCUAUAAUCCAAAGGAAUCUGUUACUGGAGAUUUAGUUUUGUGCAAUCAGAAAUUUUGUAAGGACAUCAUAAGAGGCACAUCAGCAAGUUGCUAUGCCAAUACUUCUUGCUAUUACACUGAAGUUUAUGGAGAUGGAAGUUACAGCAUGGGCUACUUCGUAAAGGAUAUUGUACAGUAUGAUCAAGUGUCAGGUGAUCUCCAGACCAGAUCAUCAAACGGAAGUGUUAUUUUUGGAUGUGGCGCAACCGAGUCUGAUGACCUGAGCUCCUCAGAUGAUGCACUUGAUGGGGUCAUCGGAUUCGGGAAAUCUAAGUCAUCCAUGAUUUCACAGUUGGCCUCUUCGGGUAGAGUUAAAAAAAUGUUUGCACAUUGCCUAGAUGGUGUGAAUGGAGGAGGUAUUUUUGCCAUUGGUCAUGUUGUUGAACCAAAAGUAACUAUGACACCCUUGAUACCGAAUCAGUCACAUUACAAUGUCAACAUGACAGCAAUUAAAGUUGGUCAUGAAUAUCUUAACCUCUCAACAUAUCUAUACAUGCACGGGGACAAUCAGGGAGCAAUAAUUGAUAGUGGAACUACUUUGGCAUAUCUUCCAGAAGUCAUUUAUAACCAACUAGUGAAAAAGAUACUCUCCCGGCAGCCUGAUUUGAAAUUACGCAGUGUUAAUGAUGAAUAUACGUGCUUUAAGUACUCUGAAAGUGUUGAUGAUGGAUUCCCUCCGGUCACAAUAUAUUUUCAAAAUUCACUCACUUUAAAAGUUAGUCCUCAAGAAUACCUAUUUCCAUAUGAAAAUUUAUUUUGCAUUGGAUGGCAAAACAGUGGAAUACAAUCUCAUGACAGAAGGAAUAUCACACUUCUAGGAGCAACAGUCAGUCCAUGCAAUUUUGGACGGGAUUUUCACUAUGGGUCAUUCGGAAACAAUCUCUUUGUGCUUUAGUACAGGGACUUGGUACUUUCAAAUAAGCUUGUCCUCUAUGAUCUUGAAAGUCAGACCAUUGGAUGGACAGAAUAUAAUUGCUCAUCGAGCAUUGAAUUGAAGGAUGAGAUAACCGGAUCUGUGCAUUUAGUUGGUGCUCAUUCUAUAUCAUGUGGUUGUGGUCUAAGUUUAAAUGUGCUCUAUGUCUUAUGUCUGUUAAUCUCAUUUUUAGUGCAAACAAGUAUCUUCUGAACUGACACAACUGCACAAGUAAUAUUCAUUCUUAAGUUCUAUAAAAAGGAACUUUGCAAAGAAUUCAUACAAUAGCAAUAUAUUUUGGCUCUAAAAGCGGGCUUGCAUAUACUUGUAGCCAGAAGAUAGGUAUUAACUCUAGCAAACUAUCAAUAUGUAGUCCCCAUUUUUAAUUUUGUCAUGUAAAUGGAGUUUUGUAAAUAUAUCAGAAUUAAUAAUAAUAAUAAAGCCUACUUUGUAGCUUUUCCA
Messenger RNA from Cuscuta europaea, 1899 nucleotides. Lineage: Eukaryota; Viridiplantae; Streptophyta; Magnoliopsida; Solanales; Convolvulaceae. The record is from the annotation of a GenBank genome assembly.